GUUAUAUAAGUUUUGCUUUUAAUAGAAAAAUCCUUUUAAACAUUUACACGAAUUUGUUUUAUUUCACAUAUUAUUAACGUCGCUAUCGAUGUCUGUUCGGGUCUAUCGCUGUCUGAAGAGUUUGGAUCCAUUCAAAGCUGUCAUAUAUCUAAUGGAUUUCGCCAUUUGUGGCAUUAAUGCUCACAACAACUUCGAGGACCUGAAGAAAUACGACGGCUCGUCAAAAAUUAAUGGCAAUUCAGAUAUUGGCAAACGUAACAAGAAUUUAUCAAUGGAUCAGCAUUUGGCACAAAAAAAUUCACAUUUCGUUGAAUUGAGUACAAUAUCUGAAGAUAACGAACAGAUCUCGUCGGAGAAGAACACCACAAUCCCGUGCUCACUACUGCGGACACGGCUGUGGAGUAGGCAUAAUAUAUUGUCCGCCUGUGCCGACACCUCAUCCACUCUCGUCAGUUCCAUGGCGUCCAUCAAAUUAGAUGAUAAUAAUGCCAACGAUUCCCAUAAACAAUGUGAAAGUGUUGUCUGA
Messenger RNA from Medioppia subpectinata, 526 nucleotides. Lineage: Eukaryota; Metazoa; Arthropoda; Arachnida; Sarcoptiformes; Oppiidae. The record is from the annotation of a GenBank genome assembly.